UUUCUGCAAAUGUUUGAAAGAGAUGAUAAAAAUGAUAUUGACCGACAUAAUUCAUUAAUGAUUAGCGGAGACAAAAAUUUACAAAACCAGAAAAAGCCUAUUUAUGAUGUAUUUUUGGGGGGAUCUUGUGGAAAUACUUGUUGGAGAAGUGAGAUUGUUAUUCCUUAUCUAAAAAGGCAUGGAAUUACUUAUUAUGAUCCACAAAGGCCUGUUUGGAGUGAAAAUAUGAUAAGAGAAGAGCAGCGAGCAAAAGAAAAUUCUCGUAUUUUUCUUUUUGUUCUCGAUCCGGGAACAAUUAAUGCAACCUCCUUUCUUGAAAUUGCUUAUUUUGCAUCAAGAAAAGCUUCAAAAUUGGUUGUUGUUUUUCUUGGAAGGCACGAAUGGAGUGAUAAAGCAUUGAAAGUUGAUUUGCCUGACAGAAUUAGAACAUGCAAUUUAUUAGAAGCAAUAUUGAAACGUCAUUCGGUGUUAAUGCUAACCUCAAUUAAUGAAGCUUUGGAUUUUGUAGACGAAAAAAUAAUUAGGGACAAGCCGUUUAAUGAAGCUUUAUUAAGCAGUCAACAACGUUUACCUUAUCUAAAACUCAAUGCCCGUCGUUGCCUCAAUAAAUGUUCUGAAGGAUUAAAAAAAGCAAAAUCAUUUUGUAAAACUCGUCUUUUUGCCCAUUUUCGAAGAUUUACUAUUUUAUUGGCUUUUGAAAUGAUUUUGGUGCUCUUAUUUAAUUUUAUAUUAUCACCAUUUAUUCUCUCACCGGCAUUUGGUGCAACGGGAAUUUCUAUUUGGGUAUUGAUAAUCCCAAUUCUUGCUUUUAAUUAUUUGUUGUUAUUGGCUUUUGUUAUUUACUACAGAUUUAAAAGCAAUCGACGAAAACGGAAAAUUCAACGAACCCUUUUACUUCCAAUGCCCCCACUUCCAAGAGUUAGCACAAUGGGUGACAGUUUGUCACAACAUCAAAAUCAACAAAGUUUUCGAGGGGCAAGUCGGACAACAUUUUCCUCUUCUCAAUCCUCAAAUUCUUUGGCGGGAGGGAAUGGUUACGAGCCAAUGAUUGAAUUAAUUAUUAGUGGAAGUACAACUGCUGGAGUGAAACAACAGCAACAUUCUGUAGCUUAUAAUCGCCCUAAUCGAAAUAAAGAAAAACAAAAAUACCGAAUAUCCCCUACAGAAAAAAGUGAAAAAUUACGUCUUAAUGGUUGUUUAACUUCUCCUGUCGGUUAUGAUGUAUUUCUAAGCUGUUCUUCCUCUUCUGAAUUAGAUUGGAUUACUCAAAAAGCUGUGCCUGAAUUACAUAAAAAUGGACUAAGUUAUACUUCAGCAUUAAUGUGUGACAGUAGAAUGCGAAUUCCUUUUCUACACACUGCCAAUCAUAUUCUUUAUUAUAUUCCUUCUUAUAAAACCUUUCUCUCAGGGAUGAUUGAGGUAGCUUAUUUUAUUGGGCAUGCAGAUUGGCAAGUAACAGUUUGUGUCCCUCGUGAAGCUGAGUGCCUUGUAUUACUUGAUAGUCAAGCAGAAAAAUUAGAUCCAGAAAUUUAUGCAGCUGUUGAACGGAGAAAUGAAUGUUAUAGAAUGGCUUUUAGCUAUUUAAAAGAUAUGGCUGCAAGAAGACAAGUGAAAGUAUUUACUAGAGUCGAAGAUGCAAUUAGACACAUUCGUGAAAGAAACACAAAUGAUUUAAAACAUCAACAAUCUAAUAAUGAAACAGAAAAAGGCCAACAACCCCAAUCCUUUUCAAAAGAAAAUCAAACAGAAAUUGAUGAUCAAAAAGAAGAAACUUCAUCAUCUCCAUCAUUUGGACGUAAAACAGCACUUCGACAAAUCUUAGAAAAGCAACAUUUAGUAAAAGAAAGGACUAGCCAGAAUCUUUUGGCAUAUCUCCAAGAAGCCGCUGCGAGAGGGAAAAAAUUAGAAUUGGACUUGACAGAAAUUCGGCCAGAUUCUAAUGGGAAAAUAAAUGGAAUACAAAUAUCUGGAAGUUGUGGAAAUUUAUUAAAACCUAAUAGUUAA
Messenger RNA from Meloidogyne enterolobii, 2004 nucleotides. The record is from the annotation of a GenBank genome assembly. NCBI's taxonomy places the organism in Eukaryota, Metazoa, Nematoda, Chromadorea, Rhabditida, Meloidogynidae.